Messenger RNA from Acanthoscelides obtectus, 555 nucleotides. The record is from the annotation of a GenBank genome assembly. NCBI's taxonomy places the organism in Eukaryota, Metazoa, Arthropoda, Insecta, Coleoptera, Chrysomelidae.
AUGGAAUCAUCCGCGUCCGGUUCAGGAGAAUCGCAAACUCAAAAGAGAAGUGUUAUUUGGAUGCAUUUCACCAAUAUAUCGGAAGCUAAUGCAAAGUCUAAUCUUUGUAAAAAUAUUUAUUCGCAUAAAAAUGGAAACAUUAGCAAUUUGAGGAAACAUUUGAAAACUAAACAUCCGACUCUUUCAUUGAAAGGAGAAAGGGCAAAACGGCGGGUGGAAGACGAAAAUAUGCCUAGGUGCAAAAAGAACUUAGUUUCAGAUCUAGGAAACCAGCAUGUCAUGGUACUACAAAAAUCUCAGUCGAAAAUUAAUUGUCCGAUGGUACGAUUUUGGAAUCCUUCUAGUUCAAAACUGCCAUGGCUGCGAUUUCAGUACCAAUAUAAUUACAGCAUGUUUGAAGGUGCAGUUAUAGCAGAAUUGAAUUUAGGGUGCGACUGUUGCGAUUCAAUACUUUACAGAAGAAUGCUGUUCAUUACGACGCAGGAGCUGUUUCCCUCCUGCUCAUGCUACUCCACUGCAGAGUUAGCUGUUUGUCAAAUAUUUCUGGCUCAUUAG